Molecule: messenger RNA, 5372 nt
Organism: Elgaria multicarinata webbii
Lineage: Eukaryota; Metazoa; Chordata; Lepidosauria; Squamata; Anguidae
Gene: FYB2
Product: FYN binding protein 2
Exons: 18
Coding region: 1459-3594 (711 amino acids)
Biological process (GO): T cell receptor signaling pathway; integrin-mediated signaling pathway; protein localization to plasma membrane
Cellular component (GO): plasma membrane
Molecular function (GO): protein binding
Source: RefSeq, a predicted model, not a curated record
UGCCUAGGGCGCAAAAUAGUCUGGCACCGGCCCUGGCUGCUAGACACACAUUUAAAGCAAUGUCUGUUUUGGCCCUAAGAGUAGUGUACUGUGGAGACCAGGAACAAAGCUCAAAUACUAACAGUGGCAAUAGGUUAGUGGUUAUUCCUUGGGAAUAGUCAAGCAAGCACUUUGUGCUUCCAGCUUUGAAAGACUUAAUGCUAUCCCAGUAUGUUCAUGGAUGCACUGCAUGAAGAAGCAGUAGGCACUUGCGCUGCCCUUUUGAAACAGGAACAACUUUUCAAGGUUCAGUUCUGCAUAAAAUCACAAAGUUCUCAUUAAAAGCAACAACUCGUCUCUUCUUUGGCAUGGGGGGUGCACCCUGGCAAAGGUUUCUUCUUUUCAUGGUGUCAUUUCUGUGCAUAGCCGUGAUGAGUGAAUUCAACAAUAAAAGGAGCACCUGGAUUACAGCAAAGAAGUAUAAACAGUGCUGUGCGUUUGAGCGGGUUUUAAAGUAUGCACACAGUUAUUGUGCCUAUGCUGCAGAAACAAUGACAUUUAUUUUGUCUUGGCUUCCAUUGGUUGUAUUCAUAACUCCGUGUGAUGUUUUGGAUGAAGAUCACAGGGUUUGGUUUAUCUUUCCUUUACGGCAAUGUUAGCUGCAUAUAUGUUCCAGUUUCAACUAGACUCUGGCGUGGUGGUGGCUGGUUUCGUACAGCUGGCUGGUCUAGUACAAUCGGAGCAAUUGAAAUAUCUCCUAGGUGCUUCCCAUCACACUGCGUAAUGUGAAAAUAAUGGAGUUGACUCAAAGGAGUUAUUCAGGAGAAACUGCUUGGUAUUUAAUAAGUUGGAUGCAAUUAGGCAAAAUUCAAUAAAAUCUCAGGACAAGGUCUCAGUUGUCUCGUCUUCUCUUUAAAGACACCAGUGAUUUCUUUCAGUAUAAUGGAAGUUCUGUCCAAGGAUGUCUCUUGCCCCUAAUUUUUUGAUCUGAUAAGCUAUUUCAGUUCUUUGCACAGGGCUGAUCUGCAUGGCUGGUGAUCCUCAUGCCAUUCAAACACGCAAGCUUAUAUCACCAUUCAUGAUAUACAGGAAGGAUUAGAAAAAAUGGUCACUGACAUGUUUUUUUGCCAUGACUAGUGGAACUUCCGGUGCAAAAUCGUGAGGUUGCCAGUAAGAUGUGCAUCAAUAUUUGUGAAAAGAGAGAACCAGUGCAAUCUUGUAAAGCAGACUACCUCCCACAUAAUACAUAACUUUUGUAAACCUCCCAGAGAACUUCGGCUAUGGGGCGGUAUAUAAAUGUAAUAAAUAAAUAAAUAAUGCUGUGAGUCAUGAAAGAAACAUGUCUCUUUUGGGACUGUAAACCCCAAAGCAAUAGCGCUGGUGAUAUCAACGUUCCUAAUUAUGAUGGUGCUUUUUCUCGCUUCCUAGCUGUCUCGCCUAUCCACAAGGAACUCUGGAACUGGCAUCUACUGAGGGAGCAUGACACACAGGGAAGCACCUCUCUCUCAGACGACAAGUUGUACUUUAACUGCACAAGAAAGAACUGGAGAUUUCAGGGCCCUUCGAGCAAAGUUUCAAAAUGAUUCAAAUUUUUCCAGUACGUUGCUGCAGUCUGCAAAGAAGCCACCUGCAGAAAUCAUCCUAUGGCAAAACACAGAUAGUAGUUCUACCCCCUGCCCAAAACCCAAGCCCAUGCGCCGAAUGCAAGUUCCAGAUCCUGAGCGAAAAACUGAGCAGUUCAGUUAUACGUUGCAGAAGCCUGAAACGGCGCAUGUCAAGCCGGUGGUGUUGCCGCGGAUGAGGCUUCGCGAAUUGUCUGAAGUAGGGAAGAAUGGGGGCAGGAAAAGCCCUGACAUUCCAGGAACCCUUUGUGGAGAGACAGCAUCUGUGGUAGAUUCCCAAAGGCAACGUCCGGUGUCUUGUCUUCACCCUGAAGAAGCCGCGUUGGCCAGGAAUUCUUUCCAUGAUACUCUGCAAAUUUGGGAAAGUGCUUCAACACUGAGUGAUCAGAAGUGUUCUGCAACACCACCGCAGCCUGCCAAUAGGACGACAUCUCUUGCACAGGCCAGAACUGCUAAUGUUGCUGCUGCUACAGAAGAGAAAUCAAAAAUGGCUGAAAAGGAGCCAUCACUGGUACUUUCUGCACCCAAGACUCCUUCCCAUUUUCAUAGCGAACCUUCUCCAUUUCUUCUAGCCACACCCCCUAUUCCACCCAGAGGUCAGACAAGCUUAGAGAGAGGGUCACACAGAGCCAUUCACGUUUCUGCUUUCUCCCCAAAUGGUUAUGACUUCAACAAGUCAAGCAGGACCUCUCAAUGUACCAACGGUAUGGAAGGAGUGCAUGAUGACGAAGAGAUCAAGCUUCCAAAACCCAAACCACUUCCUUCCAUUAUAUCACUUGGUCCUCCUCCAAAGAAACCACCAAGGCCGCCUAAGGUAGAUCUUGGUACCUUCCAGUGGAACCUUCCAGAUGCUGUAGAUGAUGCAUAUAUGACUCCUGAAAUUACUGAAACAGAAGGAUUGAACACAUAUGAAGAUACCAUUUCUUACCUAAGGCAACCAGAGAGCUCCAUGAACUCAGCUCGAGAACUUACACAUCGUUUCAAGUCUGGAACAAAAGAAGAUACCAAGAAACAAAAUUUUCUUAUUGCCACCCCUAGUGCUGAAAAAGAGGAUAAAAAAUUGAGAAGUGCAGUCUGGAAUCAUGAGCUGCCAACACAACAACAAGCUAAAGAAAUAGUGAAGAUCAGUGGCCAUGGAGGUCUACUCACUAAACCUAAAACCAAUGGGGAGCAUAGAGAUGAGAAGUACGUGCCUCAAGAGGAGACAACACAGUCUUUCCCUGGAACAGGGCUAGAAAAGUAUGGAAACUUUUCAGAUGGUUAUGUAUGCCUGGAAACCUUAAAAACAGAUGAAGAGGAAGCAAGUCUAGGUCCAAGAGCUGCCAAAUCAGUGCAACCUGUGGAGGAAAUGUAUGAUGAUGUGGAAGGACUACAGAGAGAAUUUCAAGCCUCUGAGACCUACAGCUCUUUCACUUUGGACCACUUUUCAGAUGAUACUUAUGAAGAAACAUACGAAGAUGUUCAAAGUGAAGGUUAUAACUCAGCCAAGUCAGAUGAUGUCAAAGUAGAAAAACUAAAAGGACUUGGAAAAUUUUUCAAGAAAGGAAAAUACAAAAUGAAAAAUGCACACUUGAAAGAGAAUUUCCGCAACCUUUCUCGUUCUGUACCAAACCUAGAUGUUAUGGCCCAGGAAAACAUGAUGUAUGAUGAAGUGGACACAGAACCAAAUGAUACAAACUUUUCUUCCAGAAACUUCUUCAAAGUCAAGAAAUACAAUUUAGAAAAGAUUAACAAGAUGACAAAAGAAGAAAAGUUGUUUAGAGAGAAGUUCAUGUAUAAAAAGGAGAUUACAGUAAUUAAUACUGCAGUCACACACUGCUCGAAUACUUUGACCAAAGGCAAACUUGACUUGAAGAUCACAGCUGGUGAACAACUUGACGUCAUUGACAUUACUGAAGGGAAUCAGUUAAUAUGUCGGAAUUCUGAAGGCAAAUAUGGGUAUGUGCUAUUAGAACACUUGAAUUUCAGGUAUGUUUUACACAAUGUUUUCUGAUUCCUAUUAGUAGAGUUCCACAAACAUCUUUGUGGGAGGGAAAGUCAAUGUUGGUAGUUUAAUGAAGCCUUCUCCAACCUGAUGCCCUCUAGAAAUAUUGGACUGCAGCUCUCAUCACACCUAGCAACUGGCUGUGCUGAGGCAGUCUGAUGGGAGUUGGUGUCUAAAAGAUUUUGACAAUACAAGUUGGGUAAGGGUGGUUUAUUGUGAGAGGAUGGUGUGUUCUUUGAGGCAAUUGAUUUCAUAGGCAUAUUGAAGUCAUCUAAAUACUAUUGAAUUGCAAUUCUUUCCUCUUCUCUUCCCUUACCUCCAUCCCACUUAAUGGGAUGAUUUCUUUUUUGCAACGAAUGGGCACAGUUCAGAAGUAGAUGGAAGAUAUGAAUGAUGGCUUUAAUGCACCUGUUACAUAUAGUUUAGUUUAUGUAAAUAAGUUUUCUGUUAGUAUGGAACAUAUACACUAAAGUCCUGAUUACUUCGGUGUUACCUUGUGUGCCAAGAUUUCAGCUAGUCAGAACUCAACCCAGUUCGAAAAAUGAUCUUUCUUUGUGAUGAUGCAUAUCCAUUUACAAUACUGAGAGUAAAUUUGUGUUUUUUUUGUAUGCUCUCUCCUGUAACAGGCAUUAGUGUUGUAUAUCUGAAGCACAACUGUUUCCUAUGAGGUAAUGCUGUAUAGCUGCACGUGCUGGAAAUGCGCACCAAUAAGAACUUUAUUUGUAUGGGCAAAGAAAGAACCGAGUAGUUAAUGGAAAACUAAAUGCUAAGCUUGAAUUCUUCAGAAGCUGAAUUUUAACAGCUGCCAUUUGCUUGAAGGAUUGCCAUGAAAUUGAGUGUGGCUGCUUUUAAAUAUUGCAAGUUCAAAAUAGUUUGUUCUUCAGAUCCACGCUAAGUUGUAUGUGGCUUAAUAACCCAGAUAAAUGCUUGGCUGCAAAGAGGCUCACACAUUUGUCUAAUGAACUUCUGCACACACAAAGGGCUUUUAUCGUGUUCUGUUUCCAGCUGCAAUUCUACAAGCAGUGGAAGAUCUCCUAACCUUAAUGAGUGGCCUUUUUGGUUAUAAGGAUGGGGAUGUUGAAAAGUCCUUCUACAUGAACAAAAGCCACUGUGGCUCUUUAGAUCCUAGCCAGCAUAUUUCUGCACAAAACAAUUUCUAUGUCGUUGAUGCGUUCUGUGUUUUUGUAUGUGUUUUCUAUUCAUAUUGAAAAUGUAACACUUGACCUUUGUACCCAAUCCUGUAUUAAGUCUCCACAAAUUCUCAUAGUAUUCUCAUACUGGUACACUUGAGACAUUAAUUUUAGAUGUAAAUAAAAAAAUGAAUUGGCAUUUUAUAGUAGACACUCUGUUGUUGAAAGCACUUCUGCUAAAUGAACUAUGUGGUAUAAAACUGUAAGACACUUUACACAAUUGACACAUAAUUUGAAAUACGUAUCCUGUUUAUUGCUGUUUUAUUUGACUUACCUGUAACUAGCAUAAAAAGCAAAACACAGGGUUGUAUCCACCUGUGUCCUUCAACCAGCACGGGUCAUCUGGAGAUGAAGGAGCAAAUCCAGCUGUACAAGAAGAAUUCUGCCCCUACAACACUCAAUGUCACCCAAGGAAAGUGGCUUUGAGAUCUUCAAGAACAACACAUGGUCAAUUAAUAAAAAGGUUCCAAUUAAAGGAUGGGGCUGUGAUCCAGGUGCCCUUUUUGGCCAAUUCUCAUGAUUUUAUGAGUAACAAGCUGAUUUCACCCUAGAAUGGGGCGAACAACAUGCUCUUCACCCCAAUAAUAAUAAAAAUCU